Molecule: messenger RNA, 2144 nt
Organism: Carassius carassius (crucian carp)
Lineage: Eukaryota; Metazoa; Chordata; Actinopteri; Cypriniformes; Cyprinidae
Product: zinc finger protein 696-like
Exons: 3
Coding region: 216-1844 (542 amino acids)
Source: RefSeq, a predicted model, not a curated record
UCAUAUCCCGGAAAUACACUCCUGUCGAUGGGGGAAAAUGGCGUUAUGAACAGCUCCAGACUGUGAGAGAAGUGGAGCAGUAACGUUAGAGUCAAGAGACAACCGUCAUUAACUCGUGGUUCUCGGUUUACCAACUGAAAGAAACGACCAACCUUACAUUAAACAUAAAUGUGCAUUAAUACAGUUGCACAGUCGAUUACGUAAGGGCGCUCCAGAUGGACAAAGACAGACUCGCAGCUGGUCCAUGCUCAUGGCUGGAUAUGCAUAAUUUUAUUGGUGACCUUAUGGCUGCAAAUGCUUCAGUCACUGGUCAUCCACUGAGAGAGCAACGUACUGGGGAGACACCGAGUUCUGCUCGGCCCAAAGUCUCUCAUCCUCCCCAGUCUACCCCGUCCAGACAGAGCCAGGUGAAAAGUGCUGUUCGGUUUGGUCUGCAGGAAAGGGAACCCAGAGGUCAUGAAAGCCAUGUUCAGCAUCGUUCCUGCACAUGUCCUGGCUGCCCUCUUUCCUCAUAUCCUUCUAGUUCCUCUUUCCACACCUUAAAACCCAGAAGUAGCCUGGCCUCCCAGAUCCAACCACCUUCGGCCCAACAGUCCACUGCACCGCAGCCGAUUAAAGAGCCCGGUGCUGCCCUUGUCGGCCUAGGCUUGUGUGUAGGUUUGGGACUCUCUCUGGAAGAGGAAAACACUGAGCCCAGCAGCACAUCUGCUCACCCCCAACAAGAGGACAAAGGCACUAGCACCCACAGCCCAAUCCCUCAGGAAAAUCCCUGCCUGCCUAAAGAGUCCCCACCAGUUCAGACCUUUCCGUGUCUAUGCUGCCACCGUGGGUUUCAAACCUGUAGCCAACUUCUACGCCAACAAAAGAACUCAGAGGCACACAUUGCCCACCGCCAUUAUCAUCACCACCCCCAUCAGUGCCCGCUCUCCACCUGCACGUCCUUCCCCUGCCUAUCUUGCCAGCGCAACUUCCCCACCUGCGCCCAGCUCCUUCACCAUCAGCAGGCCCAUACGCAACAGGAAGGCUUGCAGCAGCUGCCAUGCAUGCACUGCAAUGCCUCUUUCCCCCGGCCAUCGCAACUGCUGCAGCACCAGCGAACCCAGCAUGCGUCCAAAGCUGGCGGCUUCCUUUGCGGCGAGUGCGGCCGUGCAUUCAACUCACACAGCAAUCUGCGCAUCCACCUCAAUGUACACACAGGCGCCCGUCCAUACAGCUGCUCCGAUUGUGGCAAGAGCUUUAGUCAGUCCGGGGCGCUUAAAAUUCAUCGCCGAAUUCACACCGGAGAAAGACCGUACACCUGCACUUAUUGUGGAAGGGGUUUCCCUCACUUAGCUGGAGUGAGAGCCCAUCAGCGAAUUCACACGGGGGAUAAACCGUACCGCUGCGGUCAGUGUGGGAAGUGCUUUACUCAGUCUGGAGCUCUGAAGAUCCACACUCGCAUCCACACUGGCGAGAGGCCUUUCGUGUGUAGCCUCUGUGGGAAGAGCUUUUCAAACCGUUCCGGUAUUCGCUUUCAUCACCGCAUGGUUCACGGGAUCGUGACGGAGCCCAACUCCGUGGGAAGGCCUAGCCUGGCUGCCUCUGCGUCGUCCGCUUCAGACUUCCAGAGAAUUCAAGCUUCCGGUCUCAGCCAGAACCAGCUUCGGGAACUGGAAGAGAGGAGUCCGCCCAGUAGAGAGCAGUUAAGAGGGGAUCGGGACAAAGAUGCCCUUCCGUAUGCCUGCGAGGACUGUGGUCAGCGUUUUCCAGACGCUCCGUCUAGAAACAAACACCAGAUAUUGCAACACUACUCUAAGGAAGAGAGAAAAAAGGAAGAGAGCAGCUCUGACAAAACUAUAGAUUAGAGAAAAACAACAAACAUUUCUGACUCCAUGUAUUUUAAAAGAUAAAAGCAGCUUUAAUGUAAUGCGUUAAGGCAGAUGUUGAGCCCCUUUGAAGCUUGCUGAUAUUAUAUCACACUGUUAUGUCAUGACUUAAGAAAUAUUGUUUGUGUACAAGAUGCUAUACAUUACAACUGAGAAUGCAAUCUCAUUUAUAUUACACAUUUCAGCUAAACCUGCAGUGUACACUACAGUCUCAUGGUGUCCUGGAAACCAGUAUUUUAAUGGUUUAUAAAGAUUGAAUCACUCUCUAGCCAUCAAAAA